Amborella trichopoda is the source of this 3711-nucleotide messenger RNA. It is a transcript of the gene PPC4, whose product is annotated as phosphoenolpyruvate carboxylase 4. Gene Ontology annotation, molecular function: phosphoenolpyruvate carboxylase activity. The record is from RefSeq and is a predicted model, not a curated record. Gene Ontology annotation, biological process: carbon fixation; tricarboxylic acid cycle. Gene Ontology annotation, cellular component: cytosol. NCBI's taxonomy places the organism in Eukaryota, Viridiplantae, Streptophyta, Magnoliopsida, Amborellales, Amborellaceae.
ACUCAGUCGUCUCUAUCUCCCCCACAGUUACCCUGCAUCGCGCAACAAUACAAGCGUACAAAACAGAUGUCUCUGUCUCUCUCCCCUGCCAGCACCUCCCUCAUUGUUGGUUCUGUGUAUUUAUGACAGUUGAACAGGCAACAAAACAACAACAGGGUCUCCAGAGCUCAGACCGAGUUCUCGACGAAUAACUUGUACACUCACUCAAUUCUCUUCUUCCUCGAUAGAAAGAUGACGGACACAACGGAUGACAUCGCAGAGGAGAUAUCGUUUCAGUCGUUCGAGGACGACUGCCGCUUGCUGGGGAGCCUCUUGAACGACGUGCUGCAGAGGGAAGUGGGGCAGGCCUUCGUCGACAAGAUUGAGAGGAAGAGGGUCCUCUCCCUCUGCUCCUGCAACAUGCGCUCCGCCGGCAUCGGAAUUGGCGUCGAAGGUGAGGAUGGCUGCCGCCUCCCGGACCUUAUAGACCAACAGCUCUCCUUUCAGAUCUCUCAGAUGACCCUCCAGGAUGCUGUCACCGUCGCCCGAGCGUUCAGCCAUUACCUCAACCUCAUGAGCAUCGCCGAAACCCAUCAUAGGGUGCGCAAGGCUCGAAACACUGUUCAUUUAUCAAAAUCAUGUGACGACAUAUUCAACAGAAUCAUCCAAACCGGAGUUCCUCCCGAUGACCUUUACAACACUGUUUGUAAACAGGAGGUGGAGAUCGUUCUCACUGCUCAUCCAACACAAAUAAACAGGCGGACUUUGCAAUACAAGCACAUCAGAAUUGCUCAUUUAUUAGAAUUUAAUGACCGGCCUGACUUGAGCCAUGAAGAUAGAGAGAUGUUGAUUGAAGAUCUGGUAAGAGAAAUAACAUCCUUGUGGCAAACAGAUGAGCUGAGACGUCAUAGACCGUCUCCGGUAGAUGAAGCAAGGGCUGGUCUCCACAUUGUGGAACAAUCCCUUUGGAAGGCUGUGCCUCAAUAUCUUCGCCGUGUCAGCGCUGCUUUGAAAAAGCACACUGGCCGACCGCUUCCUUUGACUUGCACCCCAAUUAGGUUUGGUUCUUGGAUGGGUGGUGAUAGGGAUGGAAAUCCUAAUGUAACUUCGAAGGUUACAAGGGAUGUUUCCUUUCUCUCACGAUGGAUGGCAGCCGAUUUAUACAUUCGUGAAAUAGACAGUCUUAGAUUUGAACUUUCAAUGAACCGUUGUAGUGAGGAGUUAGCCAAACUUGCUUACGAAAGUCUACAAAAAGAGUCCUCACUUGAGGACCGCCAUUACGAAGGUCGAGAUCAGUCGGUGCAUAGAAGUCAUCAAAAGAAUCCUGACCAACAGAUGUCGCCCUUGCCAUCUCAACUUCCUGUUGGUGCAGAUAUGCCUUCAUGCACAGAAUGCAACGAUGGAGAUUCACAACUUCCCAUUCUGGAAUUUCCACGCCCUGAUUACACCAAAAGUGAAAUUGAGGAUGAUCAAAACUCAGCAAUUUCAGUUUCUUUGACAAAAGAUUCUGUUCAAAAUUUCCCCAAAACAUUUGCAAAUGGUAAUGUGACAGCGGAUGAAUGCUCAGCUUCUUCUAGCUCCCUGCAAUCUGCUGGAUUAGGAUGUUCAUCAGCUCCAAGUACUCCUAGGUCUAAUUUUAUGAAUUCUACUCAAGCUAUGAGGAGGAAACUAUUUGCAGAGUCUGAUGUUGGUAGAUCCAGCUUUCAAAAGCUUCUAGAGCCAAGAGUACCGCAAUGGCCAGAAAUUGCUCCAUACAGACUGGUUCUUGGAGAUGUAAGAGAAAAGCUUAUUAAGACAAGGAGGCGGUUGGAGCUCCUUCUUGAAGGUCUUCCUUGUGAUUAUGAUCCUUCUGAUUACUACGAAACAUCUGAACAGCUUCUAGAACCUCUUCUCUUAUGUUAUGCAUCCCUGCAAUCCUGUGGAUCGGUCAUCCUGGCAGAUGGGAGGCUUGCUGACUUGAUCAGAAGGGUUGCUACCUUUGGGAUGGUAUUGAUGAAGCUCGAUUUACGCCAGGAAUCUGGUAGGCAUUCUGAAACACUAGAUGCAAUUACAAAGUACCUAGACAUGGGUACAUACAGCGAUUGGGAUGAAGAGAAAAAGCUUGAAUUCCUCACACGAGAGCUGAAGGGAAGAAGGCCACUAGUUCCCCCGUCUAUCGAGGUAGUUGCUGAUGUGAGGGAGGUCCUAGACACCUUUCGUGUAGCAGCCGAGCUGGGAAGUGAGUCUCUUGGAGCAUAUGUAAUUUCCAUGGCUGCAAAUGCUAGUGAUGUUUUGGCAGUGGAACUCUUACAAAAAGAUGCACGUCUUGCUGUAAGUGGGGAGCUUGGGAGACCCUGUCCAGGGGGAACGUUGAGGGUUGUACCUCUGUUUGAAACAGUGAAAGACUUGAGAGGAGCAGGCUCAGUUAUUCGGAAAUUGUUAUCUAUUGACUGGUACCGGGAGCAUAUUAUCACAAGCCACAAUGGGCACCAGGAGGUAAUGGUUGGAUACUCAGACUCGGGAAAAGAUGCAGGUCGCUUUACUGCAGCUUGGGAGCUGUAUAAAGCCCAGGAAGAUGUUGUGGCUGCCUGCAAUGAGUUUGGCAUCAAAGUCACACUGUUUCAUGGACGUGGAGGAAGUAUUGGACGUGGUGGUGGUCCCACAUAUCUUGCUAUACAAUCCCAGCCCCCUGGUUCUGUCAUGGGAACGCUUCGGUCAACGGAGCAAGGAGAGAUGGUACAGGCCAAAUUUGGGUUGUCCCAGACAGCGGUGAGGCAGCUGGAGAUUUACACCACGGCCGUGCUGCUCUCUACUUUGCAGCCUCCUCAGCCACCACGUGAUCACAAGUGGAGAGAUGUGAUGGAGGAGAUAUCAAGGAUCAGCUGUGACCAUUACAGGAGCACUGUCUAUGAGAAUAACGACUUCCCCCAAUACUUUGAAGAAGCCACUCCGCAAUCCGAGCUGGGUUUUCUCAACAUCGGCAGCAGGCCCACUCGGAGGAGUCAAGGCAGCAAAGGCAUAGGUCAACUACGAGCCAUCCCUUGGGUCUUUGCAUGGACACAGACCAGGCUCGUUUUGCCUGCUUGGCUCGGGGUUGGGACAGGGCUAAGGUGGGCUUGUGAGAAAGGAUACAAAGAAGAGCUUCAGGCAAUGUACAAGGAGUGGCCCUUCUUCCAGUCAACCAUCGACCUGAUAGAGAUGGUUCUGGCAAAGGCAGAUGUCCCCAUAUCCAAGCACUACGAGGAGGUUCUGGUCUCCCCAUCUAGACAGAAGCUUGGAGAGGAGCUGAGGGUGGAGCUGUGCAGGACCGAGAAGUAUGUGCUGAUUGUGAGUGGGCACGAAAGGCUCUCGGAGAACAAUAGGAGCCUGAGGCGUUUGAUCGAGAGCAGGCUCCCUUAUCUUAACCCUAUCAACAUGAUCCAGGUCGAGAUAUUGCGCCGCUUACGCCAGGAUGAUGACAACCACAAGCUCCGUGAUGCACUUCUCAUCACCAUCAAUGGAAUAGCUGCUGGCAUGAGGAACACUGGUUGAAUCCUUUGCCUCUAGAGUUACCUGAACUAGUGACUGUGCUAAAACAUAGUUAGUUCCUCCUCCCUUCUUAAGAGCGCAGUUUGCUAAAUGCAUGGGGAUGAAUUUCAAGGCAAUAAUGGCCAUUUAUACUCCCCAUCAUUUGUUAUUGUAUAUAUAUAAUAUCAUUAGGACGGUGUUUUUCUUUGUCAGAUGCUGUAUAUUAUAUACAGCUAUAUUUCUUUG